Messenger RNA from Lathyrus oleraceus (garden pea), 925 nucleotides. Its product is annotated as glutathione S-transferase U18. Lineage: Eukaryota; Viridiplantae; Streptophyta; Magnoliopsida; Fabales; Fabaceae. The transcript has 2 exons. Gene Ontology annotation, cellular component: cytoplasm. The record is from RefSeq and is a predicted model, not a curated record. Bases 125 to 829 code for a protein of 234 amino acids. Gene Ontology annotation, biological process: glutathione metabolic process. Gene Ontology annotation, molecular function: glutathione transferase activity.
AAUCCAUCCAAUGCUGUGUGUCUAUUUCUUUGUCUUGUCUGCUGGUCACUGCAAAAUGGGUAUUUUGAUAUAAAACAAUAUAAUAUAAAUUUCCACCAUUAUUCAUCGUAGAUAUCCAAUUUCAAUGGCCAACAAGAGUGAAGUGAAGCUUAUUGGAAAAUGGUCAAGUCCUUAUGUGACAAGGGUGAAGAUUGCCCUAAACAUCAAAUCGCUUGAUUAUGAAAACUUUGAAGAGAACGAAACUUUUAACCCCAAAAGCGAUCUUCUUCUUCAAUCCAACCCUGUUUAUGGCAAAGUCCCUGUUCUCAUUCACCUAGACAAACCCAUCUGUGAGUCUCUCAUCAUUCUUGAAUAUAUUGAUGAGACUUGGUCAACUGCUCUUUCUAUUCUCCCCACCGAUCCUUAUGAUAGAGUUCUUGCUCGGUUCUGGGCUGCUUAUAUAGAUCAAAAGUGGUUUCCUUGUAUGCAAAGCAUAAUUACUGUUGAAGUAGAGGAGGAAAGGAAGCCAUAUUUUGAAGUCAUGGAAGAAGUGGUUGAGAGGAUGGAGGAUGCUUUUGAAAAAUGCAGUAAAGGAAAGCCCUUUUUUGGUGGUGACAGGAUUGGGUAUCUUGAUGUUGCAUUUGGGAGCUUUUUGGGAUGGCUUAGUGUGAUAGAGAAUGAGUAUGAAAGGAAAGUGUUGGUUGAAGAAAAAUCUCCUAAUUUGGUGAAAUGGGCUGAGAGAUUUAUUGCUGACCCUGCUGUUGUCGGGCUUAUACCCGAGACUGAGAGACUUGUUAAGCUUUCCAAAGCCCUUCAGAUCAAAUGGAGAGCUGCUCUUGGUAAGAAAUAGAAUGGAAAUGCUUGUCCAAAUAAUGUUGUUGUAUAAUGAAGUUGUUGCAACAAAUAAAGUUAAAUGUGUGGAAUUCGUUUCUUUUUGCAGUUAUUA